Molecule: messenger RNA, 1962 nt
Organism: Aspergillus vadensis CBS 113365
Lineage: Eukaryota; Fungi; Ascomycota; Eurotiomycetes; Eurotiales; Aspergillaceae
Exons: 3
Coding region: 1-1941 (646 amino acids)
Source: RefSeq, a predicted model, not a curated record
AUGCUUUUCAAGAAUCUUGUGUAUUUGGUGUUCGUUGCAACAUGUCUGAUCUCGAAGACAGAUACUGGAUUGCACGAGAUCCUCCGAUGCUUAGUUUCUCUCGUGGUGGCUUGCAUCCUAUUUCUUUUCAUUAGACUAGUCAUGGCCGCCUUGUCGAGACAGCGCUUGAUCGUACACAAUCCCCUCGUGAAACCAGAAUUCUUAGGCAGGCCUCUUCUCUUUCCAGCCAAAUUGUCCCAUGCACGCAGGUUCCCUGUAGUUGAACGAUACAAUUACUGGUAUGACUACUUCAUGGUAGGAAUUCCAGUGGGGUUUCGCGGUCGCAUCGGAAAUCUCAUCUCUAUUGACAACCAUCCAACGUCGGAGAGCAUUUUGGAGAAAUGCUGGUUCACCAUCGACCCGGCCAGGUAUCUCGAGCCGGGGAGUAGUGACCUAACGCUCGAGGAGAAAUUGCAUAUCUUCCUAACUAACCUAGGCGAGAAUCCUAAGGAAUUUCCAUACGCUUACAUGCUCAGUGUCCCGCAAUUCUUAUGGUGGCAGAAAUUCGUUAUAACCUACUGGUAUCUCUACUCACCAGCGCGGGAGCUGACUGCAAUGAUUAUGGAGGUCAAUAAUUCUUUCUAUGAGAGGAGAAACAUAUUCUUCCGCUUGUCUCAGGAUGGCAUGCCUGUUUAUGAGCCUCCACACCCUCCCUCGACAAUAGUAGCCUCAGCCAAGGGGGUUAGCGAGUCGGUAACUCUCCACUCUCUCUCCUCCGCUUCGAGGAAAAGAUACUACAAAGGAUAUUAUGAUAAAGAAUUUUUUGGUUCUCCUUUCGAAAAGGUGGGAGGUCAUAUACUUUCAAAGACUGUGGACAUUCUCCAAGGGCCGUCCCUCGAGUCCACGUUGAGCUCCAACGACCCAGAUGGACAGGUGAAAGUCACAAGUCGUCUCGCGUCCUGGGGUGACCCCGUCGACCCUCUUACGGCCAGUGGCUGGACUAUUGCUCGGUUCAUUGCUCGAUGGACACAUGUUGGGGUGAUAUCUACGCCGCGGAUAAUCAAGGAGGCUUUGCGAAUUCGCUUUCGUGGCAAUUUGGAGUACCUACAAAGACCUGAGGUCCACCCUGGGUCGAAUCCACGAAAGGAGACUAAUGUCGAAAGAUCUUUGGAACCAUUCUUCCGCGAAUAUCUUUCUCAGCUCGCCGCCCAUUGUACAUUUCCCUUGUGCAUCCAAUAUAUACCCUCAAGAUCGAAAAACUUCGAUCGCCUUACCUUCAACUCUCCCAUUCCCCCAGCGUCCCAUCCUAGACCCGUUCUAAAAAUCGAGACCUUGACUCCACGAUUCUAUACCUCCAUUACAGAGCACCCAGACGCCAAAUCAGCCUUCGCCAGAGAAACAGCAGUGCGUCCCACAAAUUCGGACCCAAACUCCCGCUACCUCAGUGUAUCGGAUACCUCCCUUCUAGAUAAACUACUUGCUACUUCAGGCUCGUCUAUAGAGGCGAGCUUGAACAAAGCCAGCAAGUCCAUAUCGAAGGAUCAGACAGACCAAGAUGGGAUAGCAACAGCACUUCUUCGACUCAUGAUUUCGAAGGUGCGCGGCUCUCCUCAUGAGACACUCAUCGAUCGAUUUGUCUUUCAAGACCACGGUCGGUUUUCCCCAGCCCAACGACGGACCUACCUAUUCAGUGUAUUGCAUUAUCAAUUGUCGCUUCGUCUUCCCAUUGAGUCUCAGGCCAUGGUAAUGCUCGGUUUCAUCACCGCCCGUGCAAUGAUAGUUGGCGGUCUUUUGGAUGCUUUCUACAGUCUCUGGGCGCGGGAAGGUCUCGCAAACUGGGUUUGUGACGAGGUGGGCAUAACUCCUGUUAAGGGCGCUUUGGCGUUUGCGGGUUGGGACAUGACCAACAACUAUAUCGGGCAUUUUUAUGUGAACCCAUUUGCUUGGGGGGAGGGUCUGUAAGAUGCCAAGUCCGGUAGGCAG